Molecule: messenger RNA, 3573 nt
Organism: Fonsecaea multimorphosa CBS 102226
Lineage: Eukaryota; Fungi; Ascomycota; Eurotiomycetes; Chaetothyriales; Herpotrichiellaceae
Exons: 1
Coding region: 1-3573 (1190 amino acids)
Source: RefSeq, a predicted model, not a curated record
AUGACCAGCGGGGAAGAUAACAAGGAGGAAAAUAUCCUUGAAAAUUCGUCUCCGGAACAGUCCUCGAAACAGACGUCGACUCCUUCUGCCGAACCCGAGCUCGAUGACUUUGGCCUGCCCAAAAAGCCGGUGAGAGCAAACCGACCCACAGAGUUGGACGGCGACAGUGAGGAUGACCACGACACUUUCCAUGAUGCGGAGGCGUCUACGGACAAAGACGGCGCCAGUGAGGGGGACUCCAAACAGGCUCCGUGCGAGCCACAGCAGACGGCGAAGGACCAUACAGAAUUAGUGGACAAAACCAACGGACAAUCGUCUCCAGAUGUCGCGCCUACAACAUCAGAUGGAGAUCCAAGAGGCACAGAAAUGAAGGAAAACAAAAAGGAUCAAGUCCCUGGCCAAGGACCAAGUCCGGAGACCGAGGCCGCAGAUAAUCUUCCACCUUUAGACACGGCAUUGAAGUCGGAGGCUCGGCAGGAUGAACAAACAGACGAUGAAAUAAUAUCCCCGACGGCAUCUCGAAUAUCUGGCACUGUUAUCCCAAAGCGUAAUCCACGAGCCAAUCCCGUCACAGCCUCCGAAUGGUCUCACCAAAGACAGAUUGCCACUGCGAACCGAUCGGAUGACGAAGACGAGGAGGAAGAAUGGCAGCCGAUGCCGGCGAUUGACGAGUUUGAUAUCUUCGAUGAUGAUGGACAUCUGGUGGCGAAAGGUCACAGGGCAAGCGAAGCCGAUGCCAAUCCCUACGCUGGCAUUGGAGGCGCAGGAAAGGGGUAUACAAGGGUGCAGCUCGACGAAGAUGCACAAUCGGCUACAAGUCUCGACGAAGACACAAACUAUCUAUUCCGGAAUGGCCAGAAGACGGAAGACGUGGACACCAAGGAUGAUCAGGAUGAUGAGCUGCGGGACCCUCUCAGUCAGCUGCAGGCGACCAAAGAUCUCCUUACAGAGGGCCAGCGGAUAGCCUACGUCGGUGUGGUCCGUUUGACAAUCCACAAAAUGUUUUCAGCAUUGGGCGACAUGGAGAAAACAAAGGCCUUCCGGAAAGAAUUGAUGAGGGCUCUGGAGAGCAUGGAUAUGUGGGGACAGAAGAUGAUGGUUCGGCUAUAUACUCACAUGGACAUCAACCAGGCCGAACAGAUAAUGAUUGAACAACUUGCUGAGCACGGGGUCCAGCCCUCUGACCUCGUUGCUCCUCUCAUGCUGAAUGCGAAAGUAAAGAAUCCUCUGGCGGAUGACACUGCGACCGAGGCUUCGAGGCCAGACCUCUCACGAAACCGAGAUUCAAAAGCUUCUGCAUCCUCCUCAAAAGAGGAUCAUAUCCCUUUGAAAGAGGUCAAGGAGGGCGAAGAAGUUCCUGAAGUCCACGGGCCCGAAGACAUGCCUCACACCAAGGAGAUUGAGCUCGACUUGCGGUGGACUGUCCUCUGUGACUUGUUCCUGGUUCUGAUCUCGGAUGGCCAGUAUGACGCUCGAUCGAGACGACUACUUGAACGGGUCGGUUCGACAAUGGAUAUUAGCUGGACUCAGAUAUGUCGAUUUGAAAAGAGGGUUAUUGAUGCUCUAGAAAUGCAAGAAGAAGAAGCCAAGGAGAACUGGGACGAAUCUGAACACAUGGAGAAACGACGUAAACGCGGUCUAAGAAAGAAAUACAUGGUCAUGGGUCUUGCGACCGUUGGCGGCGGUCUUGUCAUCGGUCUGUCAGCCGGUCUCCUUGCACCCCUCAUUGGCGCCGGUCUGGCAGCUGGUUUCACAACAAUUGGUGUCACCGGUACCGCAGGAUUUCUAGGAGGGGUGGGUGGAGCGGCUCUGAUCACUUCUGCUGCCACAGCAGCCGGUGGGACGAUUGCUGUUCGAGCUGCAGACCGACGGACGGGCAGCGUGAAGACGUUUGAAUACCGACCACUGCACAAUAAUAAAAGGCUGAACCUUAUCUUGACGAUCUCGGGCUGGAUGACAGGCAAGGUGGACGAUGUCCGCUUGCCUUAUAGCACCGUUGAUCCUAUCAUGGGCGACAUCUACUCCUUGCUUUGGGAACCGGAAAUGCUUCAGUCGAUGGGUGACACUAUCAAUAUCCUCGCCACUGAAGCUUUGACCCAAACCGUUCAGCAAGUCCUUGGAAGCACGAUAUUAAUCACUCUAAUGGCAUCAAUACAGCUGCCGGUUGUGCUUACCAAAUUGGCUUAUCUCAUUGACAAUCCAUGGAGCGUGUCACUGGACCGAGCUACCGCAGCCGGUCUUAUCUUGGCCGACUCGUUGAUUGACAGGCAUCUUGGGCAACGACCGAUCACUCUGCUGGGCUUUUCCCUCGGUGCGAGGGUCAUCUUUUCGUGUCUAAAGGAGCUGUCAAACCGUGGAGCAUACGGCUUGGUCCAGAAUGUUUACAUGUUCGGCUCACCCGUGGUUGUCAGCAAGGAUGACUACCUACGAGCUCGUUCCGUGGUUUCAGGGAGAUUCUUGAAUGGAUAUGCCUCCAACGACUGGAUUCUCGGCUAUCUUUUUCGGAUGACGUCCGGUGGCAUCAUGCGAGUUGCUGGGCUUGCGCCGGUCGAAGGCAUUCCGGGCGUGGAAAAUGUGAAUGUCAGCACAUGGGUUAAGGGCCACAUGUCUUAUCGUGCUGCUAUGCCACGGCUAUUGCGAGAAGUUGGGUGGGAAGUCGAAAGCGACGAGUUCACCGAGAUCGAAGAUCCGGAUCCUGAAAAUCACGCGGAACGACAGCGAGAACUUAUACUCGAAAUUGACGAGGCCAGAAGGAAAGCUGAAGAGAAACCCGACAAGAAACGUUUCGGCAUUUUCAAACGAGGUAAACUGGCUGAGAAAAAGGGAUGGGAGAGAUAUAAUGCAAACGAUGCCGGCCACAAGCGGAACGCCAGUAACACUCCAGAGCCCGGUAUCAACGGCGAUGCCAACGUUCUGUUUGACGUUGAUGCUAUUCGAAGAGAAUUGGCGGGCGAAAUGAUCGAAGUCAGAGAGUUGGACAGCACCCUGCCUCCCAUGCAAAUAAUGUCGGUCAACAAGGACGGGGAGAAGCACGUCGAAUAUUUACGCCUUCCGCCUGGGAUGAAGCCCGAGGAACUUGAAAGGCUGAAUCUCCCACCACGUCCCGACGAGAUUGAUGUUUCUUUCGCCCCUAUACAGCAGCCUACGCCGAUUCGGCCUGCAAGGUCAUCAUCUUUGAAGCCCGCCUCAAUAGCAAGCCCUCAACGGUCCCCCCGUAUCAGCCCUCAAAGAUCUCCCCAACGCUCUCCUCAACGAUCUCCGGACCCGAACAGGCGGUUGUCCUACGCCUAUUCAGAGCCAAGGGAACUACCAAGCACACUGCCAGCGCUCCGCGCUACGCCUUCUGCAUCUCCCAGACCGGAAAGUUACAAUCCAUCCACGGAUCCCAUCCGACCGGAACUGAAGCCACAUGCAACAGACCCCUCUGUCCCGAGCUGGGGUCGACCUUCGUCAGCAUACGAUGAUGCAGUUGUUCCGCCGGUGCCGAAGCUCGAUUUGGAACGCAACGCCUGGGCCGACGAUGACGAUGAGUUUGGGCGAGACCGUGGCGAGAUCAGCAUGACCUUCGAAUGA